UUACAGGAAAUAUUGGUUGCAUGCAUUUUAUUUGGGUGAGGCUGAAGCCAUCAUUGCCAAGGCAAUAGCAACAGCUGAAGGACUUUCUGUUGUGUCACAAACCUUAAAAGAAAAUGGAGGAUCAGAGGUGAAGACACAAAAAUAUGUCCAUAGAUCAUGUUUAGAUAGCUGGAGAUCUACAAAGGUAACCUCCUUAUCAUUCAAUUUGUCUUACGAAUAUACACGUGUUUACAAUCAUAUCAUAAAUGAUGCUUAUUCACUCAUUGUUUUCUUUGUACUAGGAGGGCUUUGCUUUUUCUCACUGUACAGAGUGCAGAGCUGUCUUCAUAUUACGAGCAAAUGUCCCAAAGGAUCGCUGGCCCCAACUGUGGAGCGAUAUCUACAUGAUUUACUUCAGUAUGCAUUGGGGGUUUUGCAAAUUGUUACAUUGGUACCUAGCAGUCAAAAGAUGAUUGUAAAUGCAACAUUAAGCACCGACCGGUCUGGUUUUUAUGUAAUUUUAGAUGCUGCAAAUAUUAGCAAUAGUCAUGUGGACCCUGAGAUAAUUCAAUCAGCCUUAAAUGUUUUAAUCACCCUUGUUUGCCCCCUCCUGCAAUCAGCAAUAAACCACCUGCAUUGUAACAAGGCCAACAGUUUGCGUCUUCCCAAACCUCUAAUGGUGCUCUCUCUGAGACUAGAGAUAGAUAUGCCGACCGAUAUGCUCAAGGUGCCAGCCAUAUUGAUCCUAGGGACGCUGUGUUGGCCUUGCCACACAGCUGAACAAGGAUAUCAUCAGGCAAGAGAGGCUGUCUGUUCUAGUAAUGGUAUAAAGGUUCUUAUACAAAUCAUCUCUUUGCGUGUAUGUUCAUCUCCUGCUGCUCUGGACUGUCUCCGUGCUCUAGCUUGUCGAGUUAUGCUUGGAUUAGUCAGAGAUGACAAUUUUCCACAUACAUUGACAAAACUUCAGGUUUGGUUUCGUAUCAUGUUCAACUCAGUCUUUUUUGUGUUGGAUGUAGGGAUGGAAAUGGUAGGUUUCUCAAUUUCAAGGCUAACACUGAAUAGGCUUAGGUGGAUCAGUUCUGUCAUGCUCCUACUCACACUGUUUUUGUUGCCCUUUGACUUUAUGCAUAUUAGUAUUUUUGCAUGAUCACAGCUUGCCUUGGAUCACUUCCGAAAUGGACAUAACCUGCAUCAAGGAUUUUGGUCUUGACUUUGCAAAGCUUUGGAGCCAUUUGAGUUAGCAUAGGGGCUGGCUGAAAUGAAUUGGUUAGAGAAGGUAGUUUAGAACUUUUAGGAAUGUUAAGCAGUAGCAUGUAGAUUCCUCAUUAGCUUUGUGUAAAUUAUAACCAUAUUGACAAGCUCAAAACUAUGAUCUGAUCCAGGAUUUCCAAAAAGAGAUUAUUAUGUGAAAUUAUUAGUUUGUGGUA
Molecule: messenger RNA, 1406 nt
Organism: Vicia villosa (hairy vetch)
Lineage: Eukaryota; Viridiplantae; Streptophyta; Magnoliopsida; Fabales; Fabaceae
Product: DDB1- and CUL4-associated factor homolog 1-like
Exons: 6
Coding region: 449-1126 (225 amino acids)
Biological process (GO): protein ubiquitination
Cellular component (GO): nucleus; Cul4-RING E3 ubiquitin ligase complex
Source: RefSeq, a predicted model, not a curated record